Molecule: messenger RNA, 1999 nt
Organism: Anastrepha obliqua
Lineage: Eukaryota; Metazoa; Arthropoda; Insecta; Diptera; Tephritidae
Product: protein FAM114A2
Exons: 3
Coding region: 136-1692 (518 amino acids)
Source: RefSeq, a predicted model, not a curated record
UGUAUACAUAGUCUUUGCAUCGAAUUGCUCAUAGGUUGGUCCAUCCCUAUUUUUACCUUCAACAAAAGACACGUAAAUAAAAGGAAAUAUUUUCGCGUAAACUUAGAUACAAAGUGAAUUCCUAUUUAGGAAAUUAUGUCGACCAAAAGUGAAGCUAAAGAUAUAAACAGGUCUGUGCCUGGGAAAAAUGAUUGGGGUCAGGGCGACGACGAUGACAAUUGGGAUGAUUGGGGUGAUGCAGAGGAUAACUUCGAUGAUGCACAGGAUGAUAAUUUGUUGGGACAAAAUCACAGUAGCGAAAAGUCAAGUCCAACUAAUAAUAAUAUUCAUUCCUCAAAUUCGAAAACUGUGGAAAAUGUAGAAGAAAUCAAGCAAGACAUCAAUAGCAACAAGGGCGCAUCCACAGAGUCAAUGAGCCAAAAAACACAAAAUCCUUUAACAACCCAAAGGCCAAAUACAGGUUGGGGUGGUCUCUUCGGAGGUGUAGUCUCUUCAGUCAUUUCCACAGCUUCUGAAGGGUUUGGAAAUAUUACGUCAACUGUGAGCCAAGGGCUUAAUCAAGUAAUUGGUGUACCCGAUCCGGAAGAGUUGGUACGUAUGCAGGCUGCCGAAGCAACAAAGGCUAAAAGUGAGUCGGAAACGCCAACAGUGCAAGAUAAAAACGAAAAUCAAAACAAUUUAAGUGAUAGCCGAUCACAUAAUGUUCAGCAGGAGGAAGAGGCGGCGCCUGUAUUUAGUUUAAAUAUUGUUAGUGGAGUAACAACGAUUGGAACAAAAGUAUUGAACACAGGUUUAGAUACGCUUGAAGGCAUCGGGAAAAAAACAAUGCACAUAUUGCAAGAGAAUGACCCGCUCUUAAAGAAUAAACGAAAAUUGCUCGGUUUGGAGGCGGAGAGGCCAAAUUUAAGCCAGAUACUUAAAGAGGCUAAAAAAGAUGCUGAUCAAUUAGAAAAUACAUUAAAAGAGAUGAAACUGGAGAAAUCACGUGAAAUGCUACGUUUCGAUCUGCUUUUCGAAAACGAAUGUGGCCUGGUACACCUGGAAGCAUUGGAAAUAUUAUCUAAAGAAUCAACACUUAAAUUGCAGAAAUUACAGGACGCAGUUAGUGGCAAUGCGCUUACCGAUUUGCAAGAGACAAUUACGGAAGUAAAAGAACUUAUGGAGUUGGAAGAUUUGGAAGGAGAAAGCGAUGGGGACUACGAUGCAAAGGAGUUGAAUGCACGUUUAAUGAGCGCCAUAGAAGAUGCAGAUUUGGCAAUCAGCUUCGAUGACAUAACGAGCAACUGGUCAAAAGCGCUGGAAUGGCUCCACAUUGCGCCCACGGUUGUCACCAAAGACACCGUACAGGAGACUUUUGCUCAAGGCCUUACCACACUAGCUCAAGCGUGUGCUAUACAAAUGAAUAAAUUACAUAAAAUCGCUGAAUUGUUGUUGGUGAAAGAACAUCAUAGCACUGCCAACGAAGUUGAUUGUAUUGUCCAAUUGUGCAAGCAGUUUAAUAUACACUUAAAUGGGCUGACAAAUCGUUUUGCUGCAGCAUUAACGGCUAUCAAGCUGGACCCCCAAAUAGUGCCAGAGGAUUUCGCGAAUACUUGCAUAAGUACGCUUUUCGCUGAAAUGCUAGUCGCCACACAACAUAUCGAAAAGGCUUUUCAUUUGUUUCUGCCGAUAUUGCAAAUUGGAGCAAUGUAAAGUGACCAAGUGGAGAAUGGAAAUAAUUAAUUAUUUGGUGUUUAAUUGAUUGUAUUAAAAAAUUAUCGCAUCACUUGUGAUUGUUGAAAAAAUUGCUGUAAAAAAAGAUGAUUGUAUUAAUUUUUUCAGACACUUUAUUGUGUGGACAUUCCACGUUCCGAUUGGUCUGUUGUGGUCCCUAGUUUUAUGAAAUUUCAGACAAGAACUUUUCCAAAUAAAUGUACUCACCUGUUUAUAAAACUAUUAGUGACGUUUAUAUAUUUAACUCUUUAAUAGCUACAAUAAACAAUUUUAAUUUUUUUAUAUA